AUGGCCACACAACUCAGCCCUCGAAAUUCAGAAGUCCAGGCACUUGAGCAGAAAGGAUAUGCUAUUGGGAAAAAAAUUGGACAGGGUACUCAUGCAACAGUUCAUUUAGCAGAAUUUAUUGAUAACUCCAAUGGGAAAAAAGUAAGACUGGCAUGUAAAAUUUUUAAUAAAAAGAAGGCACAUAGCAAUUUUCUGAAUACCUUUUUUCCACGUGAAUUGGAAAUUCUUACAAAAAUAGACAAUCCCCACAUCAUUCAAGUUCACAGCAUUCUUCAGAGAGGACCUCGAGUGUUUAUAUUUAUGCGAUAUGCGGAAAACGGUGAUCUGUUGGAGUACAUACUACGAACUGGACCUGUACCAGAAGAGCUAUCAAAACUGUGGUUUCGCCAAAUGGCAUCUGGCCUUCAGUAUCUUCAUAAAAUGAAUAUUGCUCAUCGCGAUCUAAAGUGCGAAAACAUUCUUUUGUCGAGAAACUUUGAUGUUAAAUUAGCAGAUUUCGGCUUUGCUCGCUAUUGCGUUAAUCAGGAUGGCCGACGAGUAUUAAGUCAAACUUACUGUGGUUCGGCUGCCUAUGCAGCACCAGAAGUGGUCGCGAGUAUCCCUUACAAUCCAAAAUUGGCCGAUGCAUGGUCUCUCGGAGUUAUUCUUUUUAUAAUGCUUAACGCUGUGAUGCCUUUCAAAGACAAGCACUUACAUCAAUUGCUCAAGGAUCAAAUGAACAAGAAUUGGGCGUUCCAGCCGAACAUUCGCGAUACUGUGUCCACUUUAGCAAGAAAUAUUGUGAAACAGAUUCUAGAACCAGACAUAACGUUGAGACUUACCAUCGAUAGGAUUUUAUCUCACGAUUGGAUUACAACCAAGAACGAUAGAAGCGGUUACAAUAACGGAAAACCCGUCCAUUCUGCACCACCUGCGUAUCAUCAAGAAAGUGGAGCGAAACCUGAGACCACCACAUUAAGGCCGUACCCUGGCAGAUUAGGAACAAAAAAUCAAGUACCUCUGUCAGUCAGAUUGGGUCUGAGGUCAUUUAAAGGAAGCACCAGUACCCGCAAUCAGGGAACAUAA
Molecule: messenger RNA, 1065 nt
Organism: Phymastichus coffea
Lineage: Eukaryota; Metazoa; Arthropoda; Insecta; Hymenoptera; Eulophidae
Gene: Tssk
Product: testis-specific serine/threonine-protein kinase 3
Exons: 4
Coding region: 1-1065 (354 amino acids)
Biological process (GO): cellular response to glucose starvation; intracellular signal transduction; protein phosphorylation
Molecular function (GO): ATP binding; protein serine/threonine kinase activity
Source: RefSeq, a predicted model, not a curated record